This is a messenger RNA of Lathyrus oleraceus (garden pea), 387 nucleotides long. RefSeq lists its product as uncharacterized. The transcript has a single exon. Bases 1 to 387 code for a protein of 128 amino acids. NCBI's taxonomy places the organism in Eukaryota, Viridiplantae, Streptophyta, Magnoliopsida, Fabales, Fabaceae. The record is from RefSeq and is a predicted model, not a curated record.
AUGCCAGUGGUAGAAAUGCUUGUCGAUUCAGCCGUAGGUUUUGAGUAUCUUAGUAUGCUUGAUGCGUAUUCUGGAUAUAAUCAGAUUUUCAUUGCUGACGAAGAUAUCCCUAAAACAAUGUUUCGUUGCCCAAGAGCCUUGGGCACCUUUGAAUGUGUGGUCAUGCCUUUUGGUUUGAAAAAUGAUGGAGCAACUUAUCAAAGAGAAAUGCAUUCUAUUUUUCAUGAUUUCAUUGAGACUUUUAUGCAAAUUUACAUUUACGAUAUUGUUUUUAAGUCUGUAUCAGGAAAAAGUCAUAUUGACCAUCUCCGACAGUCAUUCGAAAGAAUGAGGAAACAUGGUUUGAAGAUGAAUCCUCUCAAGUGCGCGUCUUAUGCGAAGGCAUGA